This is a messenger RNA of Oryctolagus cuniculus (rabbit), 4764 nucleotides long. NCBI's taxonomy places the organism in Eukaryota, Metazoa, Chordata, Mammalia, Lagomorpha, Leporidae. The record is from RefSeq and is a predicted model, not a curated record.
CCCAGCGCUGCCCUUGCACGAGCCAGGGACCCACUCUGGUGGGACCCCAGCCCAGUGGGAGAGUGUGGCCCGGGGUGGGGGGCGGUGCCUAGAGACCCCGCACCAAGGGUGCUCCUGCAGGGCUCCAGGCUCAGUCAUUUCGGGCAGGGUCCAGCCCUCGCCUGACACCGAUGUCCCCAAACACGGUGUCCGCGCUCCUCUUCUAUGGCAGGGGCGAAGGGGCCGGAGCUGUGUUCAGGCCGCUCCGCGCCGCAAGGCAGCAGCCACCCCGGGAGGGGGCGUCGCCUGCGGGUCACCCAGAGGACGCGGGGCGGGGAGUCGCGGCUGUGGGAGAAGCCGGGGAAGCGUCGCCCGUCCCGCCUGACCUUUAGGAGUCGGCGCCCGCGGCAGCGCUGCACGGCGCGGCGAGGCUCGGAGGGCGCUCAGCUCCGGGCCCUCGCCGGUCCCUGCCGGUCCUCCCAGCCCGGGCCCCGGCGGCUUCCCGCUCCACAGCCUCCGGACGUCCUGUCGGGUCCAGGCCGGGCAGGUAGGAGGGCGCCGGCGUCCCCGCGGAGGGCCCCCGAGCCGCGCGCCGCCGCUGCGCUCUGCGCGGAGCCCGCGGAUGUCGGGCGCUAUCUUCGCGCCCCUGGAGGGGCCGGGCGCCCUGGAUGCCGCGAGCGGCCAUCCGCUCGUGUGCCCGCUGUGCCACGCGCAGUACGAGCGCCCGUGCCUGCUGGACUGCUUCCACGACUUCUGCGCGGGCUGCCUGCGUGGCCGCACCGCCGACGGCCGCGUCGCCUGCCCGCUGUGCCAACACCAGACCGUGGUGAAGGGGCCGAGCGGGCUCCCGCCGGUGGACCGGCUGCUGCAGUUCCUGGUGGACAGCUCCGGGGAUGGCGUGGAGGCCGUGCACUGUGCCAACUGUGACCUGGACUGCAGCAAGCAGGACGCGGAGACCGCGUGCUUCUGCAACACGUGCGGGCAGCCCCUGUGCGCGCGCUGCCGCGACGAGACGCACCGGGCGCGCAUGUUCGCGCGCCACGACAUCGUGGCCCUGGGCCAGCGCAGCCGCGACGUGCUCCAGAAGUGCCCGCUGCACGCCGAGCCCUACCUCAUGUUCUCCACCGACAAGAAAUCGCUGCUGUGCAUCCGCUGCUUCCGGGACUUGCAGGGGGAGAGCAGAGCCCAUUGCGUCGACCUGGAGUCGGCCUACGUGCAGGGCUGUGAGCGGCUGGAGCAGGCGGUGCUGGCCGUGAAAGCGCUGCAGGCGGCCACGCGGGAGGCCAUCGCGCUGCUGCAGGCCAUGGUGGAGGAGGUGCGGCGCAGCGCGGAGGAGGAGGCGGCCGCCAUCCACGCGCUCUUCGACAGCGUGCAGGAGAAACUGGCGGAGAGGAAAGCAUUGUUGCUACAGGCUGUGCAGAGCCAAUACGAGGAGAAGGACCAGGCCUUCAAGGAGCAGCUCUCCCACUUGGCCACCCUGCUGCCCACCCUGCAGAUCCACCUGGUCAUCUGCUCCUCCUUCCUCAGCUUGGCCAACAAGGCUGAGUUCCUGGACCUGGGUUAUGAGCUGAUGGAGAGGCUGCAGCGUGUGGUCACGCGGCCACACCGCCUAAGGCCGGCGCAGAGCAGCAAGAUCGCCAGCGACUACCGCGCCGAGUUCGCGCGCUGCCUGGAGCCGCUGCUGCUGCUGGGGCCGCGCAGAGCCACGGGCGCGCAGGGUGGCGCCAAUACCCACACUGGCUGUCUCUCCAGGCUGGCAGGGGGCUCAGGCCCCAAGGUGCUCAUGGGACCCAGCUGCCCCUCCCCCGUGAGAAAGGUGUCCCGGUCACCAGUCCAAAAGCCCACGCUGCCCCGGUCCAUAAGCACCAAGGUGCUGCUGGCUGACGGCGAGGACACGCCCUUCGCGGAGCACUGCCGCCACUACGAGGACUCCUACCGGGGUCUGCAGGCGGAGGUGCAGAACCUGAAGGACCAGGUACAGGAGUUGCACCGCGACCUCACCAAGCACCACUCGCUCAUCAGAGCUGAGAUUAUGGCCGACAUCCUGCACAGGUCCCUGCGGCUGGACGCGCAGAUCGACUCGGAGUACGCCUCCGUGGAGGGCAUGAGAGCGGUCUUCCAGGAGAUCUGGGAGGAAUCCUACCAGCGGCUGGCCGGCGAGCAGGAAAUCUAUGAAGCGCAGCUGCGUGACCUCUUCCAGCUGAAGCAGGAGAACGCCCACCUGACCACCAUCACCAAGCACAUCACGCCCUACGUCCGCUCCAUCGCCAAGGUGAAGGAGCGGCUGGAGCCCAGGUUUCAGGCAUCAGCAGAUGACGAGUCAGAAAAUCCACAAACUGCGUACGACGCCAGCAGGAACGGGGAGACGCCAGCCAGCUUGCUGCUGCCCGGCUCCGUGGCCUCGGCUGAGCCUCCGUUCGUGAACUAGAUCAGAAGGGCUCUCGACUGAAGACGAGCGCCGUGCCCGAGGGCCCUCAGACCCCAGGUGCGAUUGGACAGACGGCACCGGCUCGGGAUUAUGAAGCGGCAGCUGCUGCCUGAACUCACUCCCUCUGUGGGGGGCUGCGUCUCCAUCACGUCCCUCCAUUCUUCCCGCAAGAAAAAGUGGCUGAGGCCCAGUUCUUGGGCGUGCGCUGCUGUCCACCGGAGCCAGGGGCUCCCAAACACUUGCCAGGGGAAGGGGGGGGAACAGCUGUGUCACCGUCACAGGCUCAUCUUUCAGCAUUUCACCCUGUUAGCCUGGCGGCAGCACGGCAGGGGACGGAGCAGAGCCCAGCCCCGCCCUCCCCUCCACCUGCUUCAGCGGGGCCUCCGUUCUGAGCUCAGCCACCAGAGCAGCCACACCACCACAGACCCCCGCGGCAGCCUCCCUACAAACCCGGUCCGGGUGUGAGCUUGGACUUGGCUGGUCAGGUACCGCAGGGGCCUUGCGUUCCCCACCUCGCAGCUUCCCGCCACACAGCCACACCGUGGUUCCCAGCCCGUCAGGGACGGGUUUGUUUCUUUAUUAAGGAUCGGAAAGAAUGAGCAGUUAUCUGUGAAAGAAAAGCCAAUUCAAAAAACCCAAUAAGCGUGUCUGCGUGUGGAGGAGGACAGUCGCUCCCUGAAGGUGCUGGGCUGCCUGCCCCGGGGGCUCCCAAACCCAGCGCUGCACAGCGAGGCCACUGAGCUUCCCACUUGCCCAACUGCUGAGAGCAAACCACAGCCGGAUAGACGUAGGGACUGCCUGAGCCCACCACGGGAGCCCGCGGCCGAGGGCCCAGGCCCGGUGGGCCCAGGGCUGCCUCCCCAAGAUUGGUAAAUGAUUGGAAGGGAUGAACAAAGUGCACUUUUGGGGCUGGAGAGCAGCUAGCAGUUCACGCCAAGGAAGGGGCGCAGGUCUGCUGCCUUUGGCCCCCUGCCCCGCCGAGGCUCCCUCCACGACGGCACUGGCGGUGGCCUGCGGAUCCUCGCGGAGGGUUUCCUCUUAUGCUGCUCCCAAGUGGCUUUGUUCUGUUACCCCCUGAAGAAUCUGCACUCCAACCUGCAGGGGGAGAAGCCUCUGGAGUUUCUUCAUGUAAGAUCGGCCACGCGGCCCCGACAGCCAACGCCGGAAGAGCCUCGGCUCCACCCAGCUGUGGGCCCGUUUGGUGCACGCUCUUGGCACCAGAUGACGUCCAGACUGUGCCAAAUCCCACCCACAAGCAGCUCCCCCGUCUUCCUUAAGGAACUGCCGAGCUGGCCCGGGGCCGCAGAGGGUGGGAGCGCCCUCCCGCUACCUGUACUGCUGGAUUCCCGCUUUACGGCACAGCCGGCCCCAACAUCCAGGCCCCCGCGCUGUGAGGCCGCCUCCCACUGGGAAACCCCAACCCUGCCUCCCAGUGUCCCAGCCAGGGCCAUCAUCAAGACAAGCACACGGCCACUGAAGGGAACCAAGCACAGGCCCCAUCUUAGACCAGUGCCAGCUGGGCUGGCUCCCACGCCCAGCCACACCUGCAGCGCGCGGUCCCAGCCAGCGGAGCGUGCCAGGCGUGCUGUGAACAGACCUGGCUCCAGCUCCCAGACAGUGAGGGUGCGUCGGCACCCCGCCAGGGCCAGAGGCCCCUGCAUGGCCUUAAGGGGCCGUGGCUGGGCGUGCGCACUUCUCAAACUCCAAGCGUCACACCAGAAUCAGUGAACCCGUGAACCUCUUUGGUAUAAACCAUGAAGAAAUUAAGCCAGGAAAUCUAGAAAUAAGUGGUAUUUCCAAGUUGGUAAAAUGCGCUCUCGAACACACAGCUUAGGUAUCUGGCACAGGUAACUCACACAGUGCAGACGUCACUGAUGUCACCAAUCCCCUCUGAGUACUAAAACCACCUGACGUUGUCCGCCCGGUCCUCACAACACCCUGUGAGGUAGGUGGUGCCGACCCCACUCCACAGAUGGGGUCUGAGCAGGGAGAGCGUGGCGGCCCCUCACUAGCCGUGUGGCACGUGGCCAGGCAGCACUCGGGAGGACCUCCCGGGGGGACCAGGCUCCUGUCCAGUCCAGAAAGAACCAGAUGAAGCCGACCACCCGCCCCGCCCCGCCCGCGGCACCGAGGGGACCCCAGCUGCCGCCAUCAUCGGCUCUGUGGGCCGAAGCCGUCAGUCAGUUGCUUCAGUCUGCAGCUGUGCAGGCUCCGCCCCCUUUGGAAAAGACAGUCUGAAAUGGUGUUAAGGACGAUGAGAUUCUGAGACAGAAUGUCGAAAAUAGUUAACUGAUUUUACACCGAGACACAAAAUAUGUGAGUUACGGUUGAGAAUAAAACCUGAAAUAAAAAAUGGA